Messenger RNA from Dermacentor silvarum, 1328 nucleotides. RefSeq lists its product as uncharacterized. NCBI's taxonomy places the organism in Eukaryota, Metazoa, Arthropoda, Arachnida, Ixodida, Ixodidae. The transcript is spliced from 3 exons. The record is from RefSeq and is a predicted model, not a curated record. Bases 428 to 1054 code for a protein of 208 amino acids.
GAAGCCUCCUCUGACAGUACAAGUAGCCGUCUUGCUAUUUCAGAAGUGCAAUUUACUAAUACAGCUACACUUCUCCUUAGUGUCUCUGACAGUUGCUCCCAUGUUUGUACGAGUGCACUGCGGCCGUCACCGGUUGUCGCCAAAGAAGCAGUGUGCGCUGUGCAUGAUCUGUAAUGCACGGCAAAAGCCGAGUUCGUUCUAAUGGUUCUAUACUGCUAUAAAUUUAUCACGCCAGAGGCGUGGCUGGCCAAGAGCGAACAACAACGCACUCGUCGAUAUCAGUUUACCGGGGCGAAAGCUCACGACGGCAGAUGCCAGAAGCUGUCUGCGAAGGAAUGUCUGGUGCGGCUUGGGACAGGACAUACUUCUCUCGGGCUGCAGGCUCCGGCGCCUGGCCGCCUUCCUAGAGAGCGGCAGUCGCGUCGGUAUGGCCAUGAGCAGCGUGUGCCUCCAGACGGCCGCCAUCUUGGCUCGCACUGUCUUCCCGUUCGUGGCAGCCGGGUCCUGCGUCAGCGUGCUUCCUUCGCUGCCUGUCUUACUCGCUUUCAGGCUGGUUCUCGAGCAGAAGGCAAGGGAGCAGGCCGUGCGCUGGUCCACGACCGCGGACCGCCGGAGUUUGUGCCUGCUGGGCAGCUACGUCUUGGUGGUGGUCCUGGUGUUGGUGACGCCUUUCUACCGCCACUAUCGGUGCGCCCAGCAUCUGUUGCUCGGCUAUGCGCUGGCGCUCGCGUGCGGGGCAGGCGCUGUCAGACCAGCCUGGGAAGAGAACGUCGCCGCCCUUCUGUCGGCGGCUGCACUCGCGUGGCCUGCUGGUACGCUCGAUCACUUCGACGUGGCCUUCUCUCGAGCAUCCGUACUCGUGAUGCUGGGAGCUUCAGCGGCAACUGUUGCCAUCGCAUCCUGUGUAUUUACUGACAGCAGUACGACCGCGGUUACGCGUGCAGAGACCUGGCGAUGGCACCAGCGAUUUUUCCGAUAUGCCGUGCACGGAAAGGGCGCACCGUGGGAGAGCAGCGUCGUUUGCGAGCGCUCAUAUCAAGCACACUUCCGCUGAGGAACCAAAGCAUAUCCGCACGAUUCAUACGACGAAGUCGACGACCAACGUGUACUCCCAAACCAACGGCGUCAGCAGCAUGAUCGCCAUUCUGUGUGCUGUUAUCAAUUGACCCUGUGCAAAAUAACGCUGUGAACAGAACGUCCCCAUGUAUUAAAGUUUGAUUUCUUGGCGUGAAUUGUUUCUUAUUGUAAACGCUAGCCGGUCAUCAAAUAGCUGUAAAAAAUGGGCUUCAUUUUGUGCGCAGAGAAAUAAACUGUCAUUUUACACUGUA